UGCAUUUUCUACACAACAAAUACAUGUACACAUUCAAUAACCUCUUUCCUAAGCAAGUUUAGGUGGCCGAUAGCAACUCCAAACACCCUUCUAACCUUUCCUUUUUUCACCUCACAUUUCACACAAGGUUUCUUGCUUGUGGCUUCUUCCUCUCUAGUCCUAAUCUGUGUUUCGAUUCUUCUUCGUCUUUGGAGAUGCAGCUGCACAUAUCGCCGAGCUUGAGGCACAUCACGGUGCUGCCUGCAAAAGGUUUUAGGGAGUUUUGCAAAGUGAAGAUUGGAUCAAGAAGGCUGUCGUAUCGCAUGGUUUUCUACUCCCUUUUGUUCCUCACCUUUCUUCUUCGUUUCGUCUUCGUGCUCACCGCCGUUGAUGCCAUUGAUGGAGAGAAUAAAUGCUCCUCCAUAGGUUGUUUAGGGAAAAGGUUGGGACCAAGAAUACUCGGAAGAAGAUAUGAACAAGAUGUGCCUGAAGUGAUAUACCAAGUGCUAGAAGAAGACACAAAUCCAGAAGAGAAAGAGAGAGGCCCAGAAACAUUGGAAGAAUUUGUUGCAGAAAUGAAGAGUGAAGUUGCAGAUGCCAAGACCUUUGCCAUGAAGCUCAAAUCCAUGGUAAGAUUCCUUGAAGAAAGGAGUAGAAGUGCUAAGAUUCAGGAGUACCUCUACCGUCAUGUGGCCUCCAGCAGCAUCCCAAAACAGCUGCACUGCCUCACUCUCCGGCUGGCCAACGAGCACUCGACCAACGCCAACGCCAGGCUGCAGCUGCCCUCACCGGAGCUCGUCCCAUCACUCGUGGACAACUCCCUGUUCCACUCUGUCCUCGCCUCAGACAACGUCCUGGCUGCCUCCGUGGUUGCAUCAUCGCUGGUGCACAACUCGUUGCAACCUGAGAAGGUGGUCCUCCACAUCAUCACGGACAGGAAGACGUACGCCCCAAUGCAGGCGUGGUUCUCGCUGCACCCCCUAGCCCCGGCCAUCAUCGAGGUCAAGGCACUCCACCACUUCGACUGGUUCACAAAGGGGAAGGUCCCCGUGUUGGAGGCCAUGGAGAAGGAUCAGAAGGUGCGCGCCCACUUCAGGGGCGGAUCAUCGGCCAUCGUGGCCAUCAACACCGACAGACCUAAAGUCAUCGCAGCCAAACUGCAGGCCCUCAGCCCCAAAUACAACUCACUCAUGAACCACAUUCGCAUAAACUUGCCAGAGAUGUUUCCUAGUCUGAACAAAGUGGUGUUCCUAGACGACGACAUUGUGGUUCAGACGGACCUAUCGCCUCUGUGGGACAUCGACAUGAACGGGAAGGUGAAUGGAGCAGUGGAGACAUGUAGAGGGGAAGACAAAUAUGUGAUGUCAAAGAGAUUAAAAAGCUAUCUCAACUUCUCUCACCCUCUCAUUGCAACCAACUUUGAUCCUAAUGAAUGUGCAUGGGCUUAUGGCAUGAACAUUUUCGAUCUAGAGCAAUGGAGGAAAACAAACAUCAGCCAAACAUAUUACUACUGGAUUGAAGAGAAUCUCAAAUCAGACCUAAGUCUAUGGCAGCUUGGGACGUUACCUCCCGGGCUGAUAGCUUUCCGCGGCCAUGUCCACGCCAUCAAUCCGUUUUGGCACAUGCUCGGAUUAGGGUACCAAGACAACACCACCAUUGCUGAUGCUGAAGCAGCUGGUGUCGUCCACUUCAAUGGCCGGGCAAAGCCAUGGCUCGACAUAGCAUUCCCAGAGCUGCGGCCUCUGUGGACCAAGUACCUCGACUUCUCUGAUAGAUUCUUAAAGAGCUGCCACAUAAGAGCAUCUUAGAAACAAAUUUGGCAUGCUUUAUCAUUCAAAUCGGAGACGGGAAGCAUACAUGGAGAGUUGUUCAUGAGGAUUUUCAGGCAGACAGAUGACAGCACAGCAGCCAUAUUUGGCUUCAAAUUUUCACAACUCUCCCUUGCUUCCGAGUUUUUGAAUAUAUCUCAACUCAUACAAUGUUUUCAUUUUUUUUUUAAUUUCUCCAAAGGAAUGAUUCAUUCCUAUAGAAAGUGCGCAUUUGUUGGGAUGGGACUUCUAUUAUAAAGAUGAGAUGCACAAUCUCCUAAAUUAUCUAUCCA
This is a messenger RNA of Salvia miltiorrhiza (redroot sage), 2080 nucleotides long. RefSeq names its product probable galacturonosyltransferase 12. The transcript has 5 exons. Gene Ontology annotation, molecular function: polygalacturonate 4-alpha-galacturonosyltransferase activity. The coding region runs from base 195 to 1787 and encodes 530 amino acids. NCBI's taxonomy places the organism in Eukaryota, Viridiplantae, Streptophyta, Magnoliopsida, Lamiales, Lamiaceae. The record is from RefSeq and is a predicted model, not a curated record.